Molecule: messenger RNA, 3826 nt
Organism: Danio aesculapii
Lineage: Eukaryota; Metazoa; Chordata; Actinopteri; Cypriniformes; Danionidae
Gene: il20rb
Product: cytokine receptor family member B16
Exons: 7
Coding region: 106-1170 (354 amino acids)
Molecular function (GO): interleukin-20 binding
Source: RefSeq, a predicted model, not a curated record
CCGUUCUUCGCGCUUUUCUGUCACUGUCAUGUCUCAGGUUUCUCAUUUAAUCCACAGCUUUGUUUACGGGUGGAGAUAACACGAAGAAACCUCCAAACACAGCGAAUGAGACACUUACCUUUUACUUCUAAAUGGACGUUUUACGUGAAUAAAGUCACGCUGACCUCUGCUGGGUUGCCAGGGUUUGACCUGGACAGAGAGAGACCGGAGGAGGUUAUGAGCAGCGGUUUGAUUGACAGCCUGUUUCUUCUGCUUCUGUAUUUUUCCAUUCACAAUUCAGCUUCACUAUCCACAUAUCUCAACAUCUCAAUGCAUUCUGUAAACAUGAAGCACGUCUUGAAAUGGAGUCGACUGCAAACAGCCUGUUCCACUUUCAACCACACUGUACAAUUUCAAGGGGAGUACGAGUUGAACAAACUCAAUGGAUCUUGGGUGGACGCAUACGACUGUCAGGAGAUUCGAGAAAACCGCUGUGACCUCACGCAUGACUUGGCCUCCAACUCCGACUACAGCAUUCGCAUAAAGACAAACUGCGAUGGCCACGAAUCGUGGACGCAACUUCCAGAGACCUUCAACAGGAAAGACACUGUGCUGCUGACUCCGAAAAUGAUAGUGAAUGUGGAAAGGGAUCCCAUCCAGGUGCGCUUCAGUACAAAUCUGUCGGAAAUCACUGUAAAGCUUAAGGUCUGGAAGGAAGGAGACGAACAGAAUGCCUUAACUGACUUGACAAGAGCUCACCCCUAUCAUUUUUCCAUUGCUGCUCAUCGAGGGAAAGAAAAGAUGUGCUUCAAGGCAGAAGCACUAGUGGACGCAAUUAACAAAACCUGCAGCACUGACACGCAGUGUGUCAUCAUGCCUAAGCAGACAUCUGACAUGCCAGUGAUAGUGAGCGUUGCCGUAGUGAUAUCGCUUGCUGUGGCUUUUAUUCUGGGAUGGUCUGUUACGCGCUUUAGUCCACAGAUCAAACACAUCAUUUGCCACAGGGAGCCGAUUCCCAGUGCACUGCUGAACAACUGCCCCACAAGAACCCCAAAUCUGUUUACUGUCUCACCGGAGCCCACAGACCCACUUUUGUUGCUCAUCCCGGCAGAGCAUCAGUGCACAUCGAUGCAAACGGAGAGGAAUGACCGACGAACAUUAUCUGAAAACAUCAAAACAAGUCAUCGCUGAUAUGGAGGCCAUUUGUAGAAGUACUGCGGUUACUGCUGGACCGUCUGUGGUAUUUAAAGGGAUAGUUCACCCAAAAAUGAAAAAUAGUCACUCAAGUUCCAAACCUUUACCAGUUUCUUUCUUCUAAAUAUAUUUUGAGAUAUAAAGAUCUUAUGUAUUUUAUUAUCAAAAGAUUAAUGUAUAUAUUUUGAGAUACUUUGAAGAAUGCUGAAAACCAGUAACCAUUGACUUCUACACUUAAAAAAUUACUUUUGCUGCUUGUUCAAACUACUUAUUGAAAAUGAGUUGAAACAACACAAUUGUGUUAUAUAUAUGUUUUUUAAGGGGGGGGGGGCUUAAUUGUUUUAUAUUCAAUUCACUUAAAUUUGCAAAAAUAAUUAAGUUAGCUUAAUAUAUUAUACACAUAAUAUAUUAUUAGUCGUUGGUUCAAGCCUCGGCUGGGUCAGUUGGCGUUUCUGUGUGGAGUUUGCAUGUUCUCCCUGUGUUGGCGUGGGUUUCCUCCGGGUGCAAAAACAUGUAGUAUAGGUGAAUUGGGCAAAGCUAAAUUGUCCGUUGUGUUGUGUAUGUGUGUAUAUGGAUGUUUCCCAGUGAUGGGUUGCAGCUGGAAGGGCAUCAGCUGCGUAAAACAUGUGCUGGAAAAGUUUUCGGUUCAUUCCGUUGUGGCGACCCCAAAUUAAUAAAGGGACUAAGCCAAAAAGAAAAUGAAUGAAUGAAUCUACUUCUGUAAAUACGUUAAUCAUGUGUUUAUAUGAUUUAUCUACAAUGCAGUUUAUAAAGUAUUAGUUUAUGACUCAGUAAAUAUAUUAUAUGAGAGACUGUUUACCAAACAUGUUGUUCUAAUUAGAUUAGCAUUUUAAACCUUUAAUAUACAUUUUUAAAUAUAUAUUUUGACGUUUUUUACACAUCAAAAAUGUAAGUUUGCUAUUUAAAACGAGUUGAAAUAACACAAUAAAAUAACAAUAAUAAUAAUUAUAAAACAUAUAAUAAUAUGUAAUAAUAUAUAUAAUAACAAUAAUAGAAAUAAAAAUAAUUUUUGUGACAACUUAAUAAUUUUAUGUUCAAUCCACUUCAAUUUACAAAAUCUAAUAAGUUAACUUAAUUCCUUUAUGUUGUCCCAACACAAAUCGAUUGUGUGGAACCCAGCAUUUUUUUUUACAGUGUAUAAUAGUGUAAAACAAAUGUAAGUCAAUGGUUACAGGUUUCCAUCUUUCCUCAAAAUAUCUUCUUUUGUGUUCAGCAGAAAGUCUUUAAAACAAGGCAAAUAAAUGACAGAAUUUUUCAUUUUGGGUGAAGUUUAAACGGAAUAAAUCUGAUUCUGUUCACCUCUUGUUGGAGAAUGGGACAGUUAUAAGAGAUCUACGCUGUUGUUUCUCUUGAAUCAAGAGUCAUGAAUUGAUUAAUGGUUACAAUUUUGUAGUCACCACUGAAACAGUUUGGAUGGUAUCGUUUUCAGAAACCCAAAUCAAGAGUGCACCAAUAUCGACUAUAAAGUGUUAUAACAAUUAAGCCAUUACAUACCUCAAUUGCAUACCUGUUCUGUCUACGAAACACUGAUUGAGAAUUCAAUUUUUGACCUGCCUUGGUAAAUGUAAGAUUCAAUUUGAGAACAUGUUCAACAAUAUUGACUUUUGUUUUGAAUCAACUUUGUAUUUGACCACUUUUGCUUGUUUAAAACAGCAAAAUAAUCUUGUUUUUCGUUUUGACAGGAUUAUUUUGCUCAUUUUAAAUGAAAAACAAAACGUAAUUUUGGCAUAUUAUUUCUUAAAAUCAGACAAUAUUUUUUGCUUGUCUAGGAAAUACUUCUUGAUUUAUUUUUUUUUUAGAUAUUUGGACUAAAAACAAGAUAAAAUUGAAGCAAGAAAAACCUUUUUUACAGUGUCAUGAAGUCGUUUUUGUUUUUUUACAUCAUUAUUUAGCAUUUCUUAUUUUCUUUCUUGUUUUUCCUAUAUUCGAAUGCUCUGCCACGGUUACUUAUGUUGUUCGACUGUUUUUAUUAUCCACGUUUUGUGUUAUCUCAUGCAUUCCCCUUCCUGUAGAAUUGGAAUUCUUUUACAAUUAUUUCCUAAAUGUUGUUUAAAAGGGGAAAAUGUUUUUUUUUAACACAUUUUUAAACAUAAUAUUUAAAUAACUAAUUUCUGAUGAUGGCGACGCAGUAGGUAGUGCUGUUGUCUCACAGCAAGAAGGUCACUGGUUCAAGCCUCGGCUGGGUCAGUUGGCGUUUCUGUGUGGAGUUUGCAUGUUCUGCCUGCGUUCGCGUGGGUUUCCUCCGGGUGCUCCGGUGUAGUAGUGUAUGAGUGUGAAUGAGUGCGUGUGAAUGUUUCCCAGAGAUGGGUUGCAGCUGAAAGGGCAUCCGCUGCGUAAAACAUAUGCUGGAUAAGUUGGUGGUUCAUUCCGCUGUGGAGACCCCAGAUUAAUAAAGAGACUAAGCCGAAAAGAAAAUGAAUGAAUGAAUUUCUGAUGAUUUUUUUUUUUUUUGCCAUAUCGACAGUACAUAAUAUCUUACUAGUUAUUUUGCAAGAUACUAGUAUUCAACUUAAAGUGUGAUUUAAAGGCUUAACUAGGUUAAUUAGGCAGGUUAGGUUAUUUAAAAAAUGUUCACUAAUAAUAUUGCAUUUUUGAAUAAUAUUCAAAAACACUAAUAAUACAAAUAAACUUC